Messenger RNA from Protopolystoma xenopodis, 669 nucleotides. Lineage: Eukaryota; Metazoa; Platyhelminthes; Monogenea; Polystomatidea; Polystomatidae. The record is from the annotation of a GenBank genome assembly.
AUGGCUGUCAACUCUGAGGGUGUGUGUCAAUGGGCGUUGCGUUGCGUUGUCAGCCGGAAUGGGGCACAAGAUGGCGUGGAGGGCGUGAAGCGAGACAAUGUGAAAAGCCAAAAGACUCUUCGGCUUGCAGUUGCACACGAAAUGAACUGCUUCACACGAACGCCAGCUCAAGCAAUUGCGCUCGACUCUGCCCCUUUUGAGCAAAUGGGCAUUCUUCCCUUUUCCUUUCCCCUCGAAACUCCGCGACACCGUCGCACGAUUCACCCUCGACUGCCUCUACGCCCAUGCCCGACGCGACUCUGGCAACCGGUGGCCAUCGCAACACAGCCUUCGACGGGGGUUGCUGAGGUCAGAGCGGACAGGAGUACCAAUCGGCCUCUUCCCACCCUCGAGACGCAGGCCCGGCGGGGUAGGGGGGCCAGAAUGGGGCCGACCAACGGCCGGUCAGCACAAGACCGGUCUUCUGGUACCUCUCCUGCCCCUCUCCCUGCCGCUCCCCACCCCGAGGUGGGCGGAACUGGCCAGUCUGCUGCUGACCCUUUUAUUAAGGACCGGCCUCCAGCUGGGCCGGCUCGGACCGCCCGCAAACCGGCCAACCGCGGCUUCGCGGUGGCCGGUUCGAGCCCGGUCCACUCACCGCCACCGCCACCGCCACCGCCACCGCCACCG